AUGUCUGUACAAGACAACAGCAGACCGGCGAGGACAGCCGGCACACCAGGCCAUGUCAGGGACAACUCGCUGCUUGACCAGCUCGCCGACAUGGACGAGCAAUGCAUUGUCGAGGAGGCUCAGAUCCUCCGGACAAAGGACCUCCAGCAAGACGACCUUACCACGGACGCUCCUGCUCUACCCCAACGCAGCACACUACGGGCCUCGCGAUUCCUCGACAACCUACGCCUCAACUCGAUCAAGUCUGCCACAGACUCCAUCAGCACACCCCAUGAUGUCUACCUGUCGUCAGAGGAGGAUGCCUCUUCUUCGGCCGACGACUUCUCUGGCGAGGAGCUCGAACUUGACGAGGACGAGGACGACGACCUUGUCGAGACCCCCGGAUCCACAGCGAGUUCGUCCGUCUCGGUAAAGUCGUCGACACGCGAGGUCACUGCUCGCGCGGUCUCGGUCGUCUUUGUCGGCAGACCCUCGAUUGUGGAGUUGUCUCCCAAGAGCAAGACAUUCUCGCCGCCACCAUCGUCACAUGGGCCCCAGAUCCCCAUGCGGUCGCCCAGCAGGGCUAGCUUCGCACCACGACACAGCAGCCUGCUCACAACGAAGCCCUCAUUCCUCGACACGGACCCUUGGGGCAAGGACCAGUUCCACCACAACAGCUCGUCAAUCCCCGAGGACGGCCAGGACUCGCCUGCCACUGCCAAGGCGCCGACAGCCGUCCUGCACCGGUUCCAGAAGUCCCUGAGCAUGGUCCGGAAGCGCAGCCGGGCGAACCUCAAAACUCCCACAGCCGAGUCGCCUCGCGAGGGUCUUGGUUCUCUGCACACCCGCAACGCUUCUUCCAUGACCCUCGGCAGCUUCUUUACACCGGGCAGCCCCGAGGAGGCUUCUCCUACAGACUCGGACUCGACGCCGGCCACGACUCCUCUUACAUCAACACGCACUCGGUCCAAGACACAAGCUGCUCCUACCACACCCGCCAGCCCUGCGCCGGCGAGGCGGGGGCUUCUCUCUAGCUUCAAGAAGCAACGGCGGCAGAGCCUGAAGAUUUAA
This is a messenger RNA of Microdochium trichocladiopsis, 1050 nucleotides long. RefSeq lists its product as uncharacterized. NCBI's taxonomy places the organism in Eukaryota, Fungi, Ascomycota, Sordariomycetes, Xylariales, Microdochiaceae. The transcript has a single exon. Bases 1 to 1050 code for a protein of 349 amino acids. The record is from RefSeq and is a predicted model, not a curated record.